AUGUCGUCAUCCGAGUCAUCCGCAUCAUCGAUUCCUCCCCCGGACGAGGAGAAUUCUAUGCCGCAGGUUGACAACCUAAUCUCCUAUCUCCUGGGAGCCAAGCGGUCGCUCUCCUCAAUCAACCAUGUGUGGCGAGCCAACGAAAUUGUGACUGCAUCCCAUUCGGCGUUGGAGGAGAGCGUCAUUGUCUGCUCUCGGACAGGGUUUCUACGCCGAGGUCUCAACAACCAGCUGCGGCUGCUAUAUGACGUCCGCACCGAGGUGGAGGAAAUCUCAUACCGAGGUCGUGAUGAGUUCUCGGCUGCCUUGAGAAACCUAGAUGCAGCGGAUGCUCGCCUCAAAGAUACCCUGGAUUUACUGCGUGGGACCAUUGUUCACCCUUCAUUCAGACCCGGGGAUGAAGCUCAGAAGACUCUCCAUGACUUUGUCGAUGAGCGAGGAGUGGCAGAGCUGCAUGCGUCCUUGAAAGACUCAAUAGACCGUACUAACACAGCACGAGCGGAGUUGGACACAUCCAAUCGGGAGUUUGAUGACGAGCUUCAAGCCACCAGGCAGUCACUCCGACAUUACCACACAGCUACGAAAUUGGCCUCAUCCCGUGUGUCAGUCUCGUCAUCGUCCUCCUCUGCCUCGGAUUCCGGCCUGCUCACGCUAUCGUCGAUGCCUGGUCAGAUCCAGUCAUUGGAGGCCCACGCCCAAGAAAUGGCCGGCCUCCUUGAGUCCCUGGUUCGUCAUUUUGACCUCUGCGUCACUGCUGUGAAACAUACAGAUGGUGGAGGAGCAGUUGCACGAUCUAUCACAGGAGAUAUGCCCACGGGGGUGGACCGCAGCACCGACGGGAUGCCAAAUAUUGGGGCGGAAAUCAAUGCCAAUUUGAACGCACCCCUGGAUCCCAUGACAGACGCUGAAUACCAGGAGAUGGUUACUGUCAUUAUCAAGGAUGCUCCUGAGGCCGAUGAUGUGGUAAUGGAAAUUCAAGAUCGCAUCACCGACAUGGAAUCCAUUUUCGAACAGGUACAAGCCCAACGAGAUGUGCUCUUGACUAUUUCCAAGGCAACCGUUGAAGUGAACACCCACCUGUCCUCAUUGGCCUCCUUUCGUCUGCCUCGUUACAUCUCCCAGGCACACAAUUUUACCAGAGUUUGGCACGAGGAAAAUGACCGCAUUAACACUGGUCUUGUAGAACUCUCUGACCUACACUCCCUCUAUGAUGGCUUCCUCAAUGCCUAUGAUAGCCUUAUGCUCGAGGUAGCUCGUCGAAGGCAUGUCCGCCUAAGGGUGGAAAAGGUCCUCCGAGACACCCGGCACAAGCUGGAUCAACUCCACGAUGAAGACGCUGCCGCUCGGGAUGCCUUCCGUGUCGACCAGGGUGAUUUCCUCCCCUCGGACAUCUGGCCUGGUGUUGGACUAGCGCCCAUGCAGGUGCAAUUCCUCCGCCUCUCAGGGGGUCACCUCGACGGUAACCCUGCUCUUGAGGAUACCAAGGAGCAAUCCAGGGCUCACGAGUUGGCCGAGGCUGUCAAACCAGGGGUUCCAGAUGACAGUGCUGAGGGGGAACAUAUCCCAACCCUUCCGAAAGACCUUAUCGAACAAGCAUACGCACGGGUCAAAGCGCGGCAUAAGAACGUUGCGUGA
Penicillium antarcticum is the source of this 1635-nucleotide messenger RNA. Its product is annotated as autophagy-related protein 17. The record is from RefSeq and is a predicted model, not a curated record. Gene Ontology annotation, biological process: autophagy of peroxisome; piecemeal microautophagy of the nucleus; activation of protein kinase activity. Gene Ontology annotation, cellular component: phagophore assembly site; Atg1/ULK1 kinase complex. Gene Ontology annotation, molecular function: molecular adaptor activity; protein kinase activator activity. Bases 1 to 1635 code for a protein of 544 amino acids. The transcript has a single exon. NCBI's taxonomy places the organism in Eukaryota, Fungi, Ascomycota, Eurotiomycetes, Eurotiales, Aspergillaceae.